AUGUCCAACAACCAGGAACCCGUCGGCUACCGUGCCUUCGACGUCACCAAAACCUCACACAAGAAAUCAUAUCCUGCCAUCUCUCCCUCCAAGCCAUCCCUGUCCCAAGCCGGCAAGACUGUUCUCAUCACCGGCGGUAGCGGCGGCAUCGGCUUCGCGAUUGCUCGUGCAUUCGGCGAAGCUGGUGCAGAGAAGGUCAUAAUCGUGGGUAGAGAGGAGGCCAAGGUUGGCUCGGCGGCAGAGAAGCUCAAGGAGCAGAACCAAGGUUCGGCUACCGUCUUCGAGGGCAGGGCCUGCCAGCUUGCCGACUCUGAGAGCAUCGAUAAGCUCUGGGACAGUCUCGAGGCAGAGGGAAUAAAGAUCGAUGUAAUUGUGUUGAACGCCGCAAUGACUGGUCAGUUCGGUCCCAUCGAGAGACUUGGUUGGAAGAAAGUGUGGAAGGAAUUCGAGGUCAACGUUCGAUCGUACCAUCAAUUCUGUGAGCGACUGCACCAGAAUGCCAAGAAUCAGGGAGGCAAGAGGUUCAUCGUCAACGUUUCAACCUCGGCCAUCCACGAUUUUCCGGCGGCGUCAUACGCACCAAGCUACUCCCUUACCAAGAACUCGGCUACUCUCCUGCUUCAGCAGAUCGCUAGAGAAUGGAAGGCGUCAGAUAUUCAGAUCGUGAGCUUCCAUCCUGGCGCACUCCUCACCCCAGGGGCCAUGUCCUUGGGACUCGACGAGGCCUCCCUACCAUGGGAUGACAUCAGUCUUCCUGCGUCUGUUGCAGUGUGGGCUGCUUCCGACGAGGCCGCCUUCUUGCAUGGCCGCUUCAUCUGGGCCCGCUGGGAUGUCGAGGAACUCGCUUCGGGCGAGAUUAGAGAACGGCUCGAAAGUGAUGAGAAGUUUCUGAGGAUUGGGGUCCAUGGCCUUGAAGAACCCAAGGAAAUAGUGUAA
Molecule: messenger RNA, 936 nt
Organism: Fusarium vanettenii 77-13-4
Lineage: Eukaryota; Fungi; Ascomycota; Sordariomycetes; Hypocreales; Nectriaceae
Exons: 3
Coding region: 1-936 (311 amino acids)
Molecular function (GO): oxidoreductase activity, acting on the CH-OH group of donors, NAD or NADP as acceptor
Source: RefSeq, a predicted model, not a curated record